AUGAGAGCCACCAGUGUCCUCUGUAGACAGCUGAAUUGUGGGAUUGCUGUAUCUGUUGUUGGAUCAGACUGGUUUGGAGAGGGAAGUGGUGAAAUCUGGGCUGAUGUGUUUGAUUGUGACGGGAAUGAAACAAAACUCUCAGAAUGUUCCAUCUCUUCAUGGAGUCGAGCUGAAUAUUCUCAUAGUCGAGAUGUUGGAGUUAUCUGCUCUAAUUCCUCUCUGGCUCUUCAUGACGGUCUGGUGCGGUUGUCUGGAGAGAGACAGUGUGAGGGGGAGGUGGAAGUUUUCAUCCAUCAGGUCUGGAGGAGAGUUCUGCUGGACUCCUGGAGUCUCACUGAAUCCUCUGUGGUCUGCAGACAGCUGGGCUGUGGCUCUGUGCUGAACUUCCACAGCUCCUCUUCAUCCAGUCCUGAACACAGUUAUGAGUGUGUGACAGGCUUCCAGUGCUCUGGGAGUGAAGCUCAUCUGGGGAACUGCAGCUCUCCACAAACUCUCAACUGCAGCUCCACACAACAGCUGUCAAUCACCUGCCUUGGCCGGGGGUCCAUCAGGCUGGUGGGUUCUGGGGGAGACUGUGCAGGGAGGCUGGAGGUUUUUCACAGCGGCUCAUGGGGGACAGUGUGUGAUGACUCCUGGGAUAUUAAAGAUGCUCAUGUGGUGUGCAGACAGCUGCAGUGUGGAGUGGCCCUCAGUAACCAGCAGGUACCAGCCUGGUUUGGUCCUGGUUCUGGACACAUAUGGCUGGAUGAGGUGGAGUGUGAGGGGGAUGAGACGUCUCUGUGGAACUGCUCUUCUCCAGGCUGGGGAAAACAUGACUGCAUACACAAGGAGGAUGUAGGGGUCGUGUGCUCAGAGUUUAAAGAGAUCAGGUUAACCGAGGGAUGUGAAGGGAAUCUGGAGGUUUUCUACAAUGGAUCCUGGGGUAAUGUGUGCUGGAACCAGAUGGACAGAGAGACAGCAAGUCUGAUCUGUCAAGAGCUGAACUGUGGAAGAUCUGGCAGUGAACCCAGUAAUUCAAAGGGGCUUAGAUCUACUCCUAAUUGGUUAGAUCAUCUUAUAUGUCGAAAAGAUGUCAAAACUUUGUGGCAGUGUCCAUCUUUACCCUGGGGCCAGAACAACUGUUAUGAAAAUGAGGUGGCCAAUAUCAUUUGCUCUGAGAAAGAGAGUCCUGAGUUUCCUCAGAGUCAUCCGACAUGUUCAGCAUCUCCUCACCAGAGACAGUGUUCAAACCAUCUUCCUCUAAGACUUAGUGGAGGGGACGGCCGGUGCUCUGGGAGGCUGGAGGUGUAUCAUAACGCUGUGUGGGGCUCAGUCUGUGAUGAUCAGUGGGACAUCAGUGAUGCGCAGGUGGUCUGCAGGCAGCUGGGUUGUGGAGCAGCACUGAGGGCUGAUAGGAAUUCAGUCUUUGGUGCUGGUGAAGGUGUUGUGUGGAUGAACAAAGUUGAGUGCAGAGGGAAUGAGAUUCACCUAUUUAUCAGAUGUGUCAGUGUCCACUACUCGUGCCACAACAUCAUCAGCUUCUCCUUCAGUGCGCUCAACAUCAAUCGCUCCUUCACAAACUCCUCCACCAGAGUCUCCCCCAGUGCUUGUGAUUGUUUUGGGAGUUGUGCUCUUAUUGCUCUUAGUGCCACUGCUUAUACUGAUUCAGCAGAACAGAGUGAUGAGGAGAGGUAG
This is a messenger RNA of Carassius carassius (crucian carp), 1674 nucleotides long. RefSeq names its product scavenger receptor cysteine-rich type 1 protein M130-like. NCBI's taxonomy places the organism in Eukaryota, Metazoa, Chordata, Actinopteri, Cypriniformes, Cyprinidae. The transcript is spliced from 7 exons. Bases 1 to 1674 code for a protein of 557 amino acids. Gene Ontology annotation, cellular component: membrane. The record is from RefSeq and is a predicted model, not a curated record.